AACUAAAAUUAAAAUUGUUAAAAACUUAUCAGUGACACAAAAAGACUUUUUUUUUCGUUAGUGAUGAAAUAUGAUUUCUAAAUUGUCUAAUUAUGUAGCUUAUGAUGAAAUAUUGGGAACCAUCAGUGGCUACAAUGGCUUCUUAAGUAAUAUAGAAUAAAAAACAGAUCUAUCACCUUGUGAGUUAUGAUACACAGGCAACAUCUUGUUAACAUUUUAUCCCGCAAUUUCAUUUCUAUUUGAAUCUAAUUAUAAAUAUUGUAAAUAAAAUACAAAUCCAUGCCAAUAAUAAGAUCAUAUCUUAACAGUUUUUUUUAAACAAAUGAUGAGCAACAAGUAAAACUCUUGUUGUAAACUGAAGUUCGCUGGGGUUUGUUAUUGCUCGUUUUGUUAUGCUCGUAAAUACAAUUUUUGGAAUUUUUUUGAGAAACAGGAAGAUUUAUCGGUUGGCGAUGAUUUUAAAGCAGGCUAAAAAAAAUCUGUUUUAGAUUGUAAGCAUCUAACGCACAAGAAUUAAACCAAUCUCCGAGAUAUUAAAUCUGUUUCAAAGAAUUUUACAGUCUCACAUAACUUGUUUGUUGACAAAUGAAUUACUGCCUAAGGACGUCGAUAUCUAUGCAAUUCACAUAACAAUGCUCUAUGAUGAAAUGACGAUUCGCUUCUAGGGUGUAAAUAUAAAAAAAAAUGAAUAUAAAUGACUGUUACUGAUAGAUUUACAAAAUUAUGUCUUCAGUAAAAAGAAUGUUAACAUGAGAGGCACAAUAGAGAUAUGGCUGCACUUAAAUGUUUCAAUAAAAUUCCAAAACUGUAAUCGAAAAUGGAAUUAUUUUUAGCUUUCCAUCAACAUAGAUGGUUAGACUAGAUUUAGUGCAUAAUAAACUUAAUGAAUGAGCAAAGAAAUAGACUGGAUGUAGCAUAAGAGUAAACCUUCGCCUUGCUUUGGCUAAUUUAAAGCUUGAAAUUUCAAAUAUUGUUCGACUGCAGGAGGCACAAAGUUUCCCGUUAGCUUAAUUUCAUUUUGUAGUGAAUUCAGCAAUAAUAAUGUUUAUAUUAAAAAUAAAAAUAAAUUUACAAUUAAACCAAAAAAACAGUAGGCCCUAAUAUUCAAUAAUUUAAAAAGGGACUAUUAUUAGGAUUUGAAAGAAAGUCAUGACAAUGAGAUUAAUUUUUCUUUGUUAUCACUGCAAAUUAUUUGACAUAAUUUUGUAUAAUGAUAAUAAUGGCAGUGUCUUCGAUUCCGAAGAUAAAGGCUAUGCAGUGUUUCAAAUAACUACGCAAACCCAGUUGCGACCUGCAUAUUUUCCAGAAUUUUGUGCAGGUAAAGCUGUUGUCCGCUGGCGGUCUAUUUAGGAUUUUCAUUCCGUCUUUUGCGCCUGUCUUCAAUAAUGGCUUUUCUUUGAGUCUCUAAUGUUUGUCCUGCAGCUUUUCUGAGUGCUCUCCACUUGUGAGGGCGAAAUGGUGCCUUAGUGGAUAUUUAUAGUGCUUAGGCCUACUGGGGGCACCUCUGUUACGCCAUCCUCCUCUAAGCUCGCCAAAGAAGAUCGUCUUUGACAUGCGGUCAUCUCCCAUGCGGGAUAAGUGUUAUUGACAGCAUAAAAAUGAAUAAAUAGAUGACAUUUUGUUAAAAUUUGCUGCCAGGUUCUUUUCUCUAUGCCAGUGAGGGCGAAAUGGCACCUUAGUGGAUAUUUAUAGCGCUUAGGCCUACUGGGGGCACCUCUGUAACGCCAUCCUCCUCUAAGCUCGCCAAAGAAGAUUGCCUUUGACAUGCGGUCAUCUCCCAUGCGGGAUAAGCGUUAUUGACAGCAUAAAAAUUAAUAAAUAGAUGACAUUUAUACGAAAAGGGGGGCAGUAGGCCAAAAAGGUUGAAGUCCACUGCUCUAGAUUGAGAUUCUAUUCAUUCAUACUCAUAGAUCUAGAUUUCUCUAGAUCUCAUCUAACAUUUUAGAUUCUAGAUCUAUAAUUCUAGAUCUAUAAGACAAGAUGUAUAUAUUUUUAUGUCAAUGUUGUUUGUUUUUUUUGUAAUUCAUCAAAGUCAGAGUAUUCAGAGAAUCUAGUUGAAGAAUAUUUGUGAAGGAAAAAAAACUUAAGUUUAACAUUCAAAUUAUGCCCAUUACCACAUUCUAACCAUGGUCAUGGGUUAACCACUACAUGAUGCAUCCACAAACUAACUAAAGUGCUUUUGUGCAAACAUUCUGCUAACAAUAACAUGAAAGCCCUUUUCCGGAGGAAGUAUAGGACUCUUGGUCUGUUGGCCAUUGUAGCUAUUCUAUUCUAUCUCCUUCAGUGUUUCACCGUAUCUAAGCUCGGUCAUUUGUCUAGUAAGAGAUCACAAAGUUGGAGUGAUAGUGAUAUUCUGAAUGGCUUAAAUCUUGAGGAGGAUAUAGAAACUAUGGAACAGGAGGCAGAGGAUCAUUACCUAUAUUUCUACAAGGGUCGCAACAGAGUUAUUGAUGGUGACUCUAAAUUUUAUAUUGCUACUUAUCCAAAUAGCCCAGAACUUGCAGUCAAUACUAAAAAAAUUACUGACAAAAAAAUGAUUCACCAGAGUAUUAGCACUACAAAAACAGCACAAAAAUCUGGAUUGAAAGAAAUUAUCCCCCCCAAAAAGGAAAUUUUAAAUAAACCUAAUAUUAUUGGAAAUGAUCGUUCUGAAAUCUUGAAAUAUGGCAGACUACUCUCUUUGAAUAUAAGCAUCCUAGGUGUGCACAAAUCAGAAAGACAUUUCUACAAGAGGGAUGAGAACAAUAUGGUGGGAUGUUUAACUAUGCCAGAGAUCAGAAUAUUGAUCAGUCAGAUCAAUGAUGAUUUCUGUGACUGCCCAGAUUCAAGUGAUGAGCCCGGAACAUCUGCAUGUCCAAAUGGAAAAUUUUACUGCACAAGACAGCUGCCAGGUUCAUCCGCUCAGUACAUUACAUCCAGUAAAGUGAAUGAUGGGAUAUGUGACUGCUGUGAUGGCAGUGAUGAAUGGAAUGGAGCUGUUGUGCCCGAUUUCAUGAGAAUUAAAGGUGAACCAUUAGGUGCUGUGUAUCAUGCCCCAUGCUUUGACAAGUGUGAAGAAAUUCUUUCAGUCAGGCAGAGUGAAACAGCCAUCAGAGCUCAGGGAAAGAAAAUUCAGAAAAAAUAUUUGGAACUGGCACAGACAGAGUUGACAGAAGAUGAAAGAAAAGCUUAUGGUCCAGGCGGUAUAUUCUACCCUUUAAGUAAGCAGUGCUACAAGAUCAAGGCAGAUGUUUACGAAUACGAGGUCUGUCCAUUUGUUAAAGUCAGUCAAGAGUCUUUCCCUCACCCAGCUGUCAUACUUGGUCGCUCCCCCUCUUUGGGCUCAGAGAACGGAGAGCAUCUCUUAAUUAUGGAGCAAGGUGAUUCCAAUCUAUGCCCUUUUGGAAGAGGCAGAAAGUCUAAGAUUUACCUCUUGUGUGGACUUGAAGAUAAAGUGAUCAGGGUGUCUGAGUCAGAACUGUGUGAGUACACAUUCUCUAUGAGUACACCUGCAGCAUGCUGAGAAACUUUUUGAAUACUACUGAGGAUCGUCAAUAGAGCAGCCUACUUCAGCUACCGUAGUUGGUCAUCAGUCGUCUUUACAAGCCCUGAUUUGGUACCAGUUGCAUAGGAAGUACUUUGGCAUGGGACUUCUUUUUAGGACACUAGCUUGAGAUAGACGGUCAUUUCUUUUCUAAAUGGCAUUAAAUGUGUUGACCAUUCUGACUUGAUCUCUUGGUAAAUUAGUCACCAUCGACUAGCUGGUAAAAAUAAUCUAACAUUGUAAUGGCUUGAUUACAUACAGCCUAUUUCACAGGGUCAACUGUCCUCUAGAUGUGCAAUGACUGUUGGAAGAUAAGAAGACUGUUGGACAUCUGCUGAUGAAAUAUGUCAAUCUAUGCUUACUUGGCAUAAAACACCUUCCUGAUGACACACACAGCGGAUAUAACUUUGUAUAAGAUAUGAUAAUAUAUUAAGUUACAGUAGAUGGUGGAAAAUUAUAUAACUCCACAGGCUGUCAUUAGGGACAAUGCUUGUGCCUUUACAAUCUCUUGAACCCUAUACACAAGGGAAAAAAAUGUCAUUAGUAACCUAAUAGCCAGCUAAUAUUGAAAUUAUACUUUUAUUAAGGCCAGAACUGUUGAGCUAAUCAAAGUUGUUAUUUAAAUAUUUUUUUUUUAUCAUUUAGAUAUUCAUAAUUCCAUCUUGCAGGGAGCAUGAUAUUUAUUAAUUUUAUAUUUUUGUUUCUUUGCUUGAUGUUAGACAUCUCAGGAAGAUAAGUCACUAUAAGCUCUUUAGCUGAUAGUGCUAAGUAAAUAGUUUUACUAUCAUCCCUUUAAAUCUGUAUCUGACUUGCUGAAAGUACAUAAUAAUCCCUUAUUUUUAUAGAAAGGCCAUUAAGACAGAGCCAGUUUUGUAUUGUAUUUAUGCUUAACUUACCUAGUGACAUUUGUCACCUGCUUUUUGAAACAUCAACAGCUUUUAGAUACCCUUGAAAGUAAAACUUCAAUAAUGACACAGUAGUUUUGUACAAAACAUUGAAACUGACAGUAGAAUGGUGGGGUGCUGGCAUCAUUAAACAGUGUUUGAAACAAGCAUAUUACUAUAUGGUCUUUACUUCUAGAGUCCAACUGUACAACCAAAUUCUUAGUUUGGUUCUUACUUUCUGGGCUCAAUAAAAUGCUUUUUUUUUCUGCAAGUACAGUACAUCAUUCCAUUAAAAAAAACAAAACAUCUUGUUGACAUUCCAUUAUUCUCAUAAUUUGAUUAGGCCUAAUACAAUAUGAAUAAAUAUUUGUUACAAUAAUUUAGUACAUCAGAAUUGACAUCUGGCUUAUGUAACUUGUAGAGAUGAUAGUUGCCAUAUUUUUUUGAGAUACUUUGAUUGGCUGUUCGUUUAUUGAACUCUUAGACUUUCAUUUGAAUAUUUGUCUGACAGACUCAAAGACUAUGAGAUCCAUCAGGGCAAAUAUUUAGCACAUGAACUUCUUUCGGUCUGAAAAUUGCUAAGCUAUGUCAAAGUAAUAAGUUCCAUGUUAAACUAGUGAUCUUUUUUUGUUUGUUUUUAAACAUUAAAAUGUAGAAAGCAAUUAAUGUUAUUAAAAAUGGACAAAUACUAAGCUAAGAACACACAAACACUCUGUCAGUUGUCUGUAAGGAGCCUAACUUGUCAGUUGUCUGUAAGGAGCCUAACUGUGUCAGUUGUCUGUAAGGAGCCUAACUGUGUCAGUUGUCUGUAAGGAGCCUAACUUGUCAGUUGUCUGUAAGGAGCCUAACUGUGUCAGUUGUCUGUAAGGAGCCUAACUGUGUCAGUUGUCUGUAAGGAGCCUAACUGUGUCAGUUGUCUGUAAGGAGCCUAACUGUGUCAGUUGUCUGUAAGGAGCCUAACUUGUCAGUUGUCUGUAAGGAGCCUAACUGUGUCAGUUGUCUGUAAGGAGCCUAAUUUGUCAGUUGUCUGUAAGGAGCCUAACUUGUCAGUUGUCUGUAAGGAGCCUAACUUGUCAGUUGUCUGUAAGGAGCCUAACUAUGAUGUUGUGUUACUUGGUUGUGAACAAAGACACAUAUACUUGUUCACUUUUUAGGAAUCUUUUGUUGAAUACCCUCCUAUUACUCACAUACCACUGAUUGGUGGUCCCCCUCACCCCCUUUUUUUCCAAUCAACGACUCUGUAUUGUAAUAUAUGGGAAACUUUUCCAAAGGUAAUUUUUUAAAGUAAUUUUUUUUCAAGCUUUAUCCUUCAUUCAUUACUCUGAUAUGCUCCAUUAGGCUUUAAAAGCAACCAAACACACACAAUGUUGUCUUAUUCAAAAUGAGUCAAUAUUUUUAAACAUUUUAUUUUGUCCUAUCUAUUUGUGACCUUUAGGUGUCUGGACUUUGUUUGUUCUCAUUAUUUAUGUUUUUGUUUUUUUUAAGACAGACACCUUUAAUAAUUGAAAUGUUUAAACUGGUUAUUUCAUUUUAUGGAAAUAUUGAAUGUAUGUUGUUUUUUUUUUUUUUUGUGAUCACUUAAUGGUGCUUCAUAGCAAAGAUGCUUCUUAGAUGUUGUUUACAUUUUGUAUUUUUUGUUUUAUAAAUUCCUCUUUUCAUUUUCUUUUUCAUUAGGUUGUAAUUGAUAAAUAGAUAACUACAAGGACUACAUAGUAAUAUGAAUCACUCAAAUGUUUUAUUACAGAGCCUGAUGUUUCUGGCCUAAUAAAAGAGUAGAAAAAAUAAAAACCUCCUUACAAUGACUGCUUUCAUUGACUGCCCUCUACUGACUGCUAUCAAGCGAGACCAAUCGUCAUAGAAGGCCUGAACACUGACCUGCAAUGUCGCAACCUGUGGGCAGUGGAGACCAAUAGCUUGUUGCCACAUCAUGGGUCUGUUCAACAUGGCAACAAGCUAUUAGUCUUCACUGCUUAUAGGUUGUGACGUUGCAGGUCAUUGGUGAGGCCUUCUAUGACAAAUGGUCUCAUGGUCUGGAUAGCUCAAGGUUAAACGUAUUCACUUCCAGAAACAUGAGUUGUGAAUGAAACUCAAAAUAUCUAAAUAGGGUGUCCUACUGUACAACACCAACUUUAAGGUGGUGACAAUUUCUUAGCUAUUUUCUAAAUCUUUUGAGAUCCUAAAUGGUGUACAUAUUAUUCACACAUUGUCUCCUACAAUUUAAUUAUUUAGGAAUGUAAUAAGUAAACAAUUCUUGUUUUGUUUGAGAUUUCUUUAGUUACAAUAGCAACACAUUGAAUAAUUGAAACUGCAACUCCCGCUUGAUGGAAUUCGAGCACAGCCUCAUCUCUAUGUCCAGUCUUUGCAUUAAAAAUUAAUUACAUUUGGGGCCAGGCUAAUUUAGUAUGUUAUGUAUUAGUUCUGAGUUUUUCUGUCUUUACAAAGCUUAUAUCAACUCACUGUUUGUUUGGUACAAAUUUUGAACAUUAUUUCUCCCACAUCCAUUAUUGGAUCAAGUUGAAACUUUAACAAUUAUUUAUUGUACCUGGCAAAACAUGAAUCAGUUUAAACAUUAACUAAUUAGUCAAUUAAUUAGGUAAUUAAUUAUUUUGUUUGAUAUUGAAAAGGGAAAAUAAAUUCUACAUUAUUGAGAUAUAUAGUUGUAAAUGUGUGGGGUGGUUCUUCUCCUUAGAUAAGUUUUGGCUUUUUUUAAAAAAGUAUUUUUAUAUUUGCCUAUUUUUGAAUUGUUGUCAGCCUCAUGUGAUACAAUGAAAGAAGCAUUGAAUCUAAAUAUAGGGCACUUGCCUAUAAAGUACAUCAAAUUUUUCACUUACUCUGCUUGUCCUGUUUUAUUCAAUUGAAAUUGUUUCAUACAUUUCUGUUUGCUUCCACCAACACUGCCAACUUGAUUCUGGGAAGCUGACAUAUAACUAAAAGACAUGUUCGUAUUGUAUGAUUGAAAUGUCCUCAUUUUAUGUUGACUGUCAUGGUUAAGGUAUUUAGGUCAUUUAUCUAGGCUUGUAAUGCUAGACUAACAGGGUCCUGUGUUGACCCCCCCCCCCCCUCCCCCCAAAUGAAGUGUUAUUAGUUUUUGUCUUUUAGUUACAAUUGUUUUGUUGUUGUUUUUUUGGAUGUAAACAUUUGAUUGUUCUUCUGUGGUGUUUUUUUUAAAGUGUCUAGAUUGCUAGUGAAACUUGUACACAUCGAUGUACUUGUUACCGAAGUGAAUACCCGAAUCAAAUGUUGGGAAAUCUUAACUUAUAGAUAUUAACAUCCCCCAUGUUUAUCCUUAACUUAGCUGUUCAAGUUCAAUAGAGAUUUAAAUUCUACUUCUUUUCCUUGCUGAUUCUGGCAACAUGUUCCUUGCUCUAAUGACACUUGGAAAGAAAGAAUCCUUAUCUAAAUAAGUCCUAAACUAUGGAAUAAAAAUGUGCUUUGGUCAAACAGAAUGGUUUUGUUUGAAACUGUUUCAACAACAUAUUCAUAUAUUCAUGCCAUUCUUGGCUUUUCCUACAGGUGAACACAGACAUUCAGAUCUUAUAUAUUAAAGAAGUUACUUCAUUAGAGAAGAUAAUUACGUUCUAUAUGUUUAUCUAUGUAUUAAUUUAGAGACUUGUAAUCUGGUUUACCUGGCUGAUUCAGGUAACCCAUUACAUGUUCUAAUAGUAUUAGGAAUGAAGGAGCACUUGUACAUGUUUGUCCUAGCAAUUGUGCCUUUAUUUUUGUGUUUUUCUGAGUUUUUUUUUUAAAUUAGGUUUUGUAUUUGUAAAAUAUUGCUCAGUGUUUUAUUUAUGUAUUAUUGCUACUUUACUUUUUAAUCUUCUGUCCUGAAGACUAGUGAUUUUACUAAUAGCUCUAUGCUCUGACCUAAUGUGAAUAUUCGUUUGUUUCACCUUUUAUUUAGGAUGCUUAGCAGAAGAAAGCUGCAACUACUCUAACUACUACAGGAUUUAAUGAGGUAGUUUCGUAUUCCCCCCGAGUCACGUGGUUGUGUGUAUACAACGCGCACCGUGCUUAGUUUUAGUUAGUUUGUAGUGGGAAUCUGAAGCGUUUUAAGUCAAUAUUUAGUGGUUUCAAUUUAGUCAUUAGCGCUAAACUAUAAUUUAUUAAUAACAGGAGAAUCUAGAGAUACAUAUUUUUAAUAGUUUCAAAUAAAACAAAUAGUUAUACCUUUGAUAGAAGGUACCGAAGCGUUGGCCUAUAAUCUGCCAUACUGAGAUCAAGAUUUCUUGAUCUACAAUGAAUGACUACACUUACAGUUCUUCACCCCCCCCCCCUCCUCUCUGCCCAAAAGUAAACAAGCUUGAACUUGAGUAGAACACUAAAAGUUGGACAGCAGACCAGUGUGUAUUGGUCAGAUAGCUCUAGGGCAAGUCUAGUGUGUAGUCGAUAUGUCGACUAGUUGUUAUAAAAGAUAAAAAGACUGCCAUGAGUUUUCCUUGUGCGUAAUAGGCUUGAGUUGUUUAGCGAACAAAUAACACAUCUGAUAGUCAAGGAUAAAUCUAGAUCUACUCUUACAGUUACACAGGCCAAAUGUGUCUUACCCCGCCCUUUCAUUGUUAAAUUUGGUUUCUAGGUAAUAAAAUGGAUCUAGAUCUAUUUCGUCGACGCAUUUUUGAAACUUUAAUGUAACAUUUUGUGAAUUUCUUAAAAAUGAUAGAACUUUUAACAACAUAAUAAUACAUCAUGUAUCCAAAACAAAAAAUAAUUCUUAAUGAUAUCGAUGUGCAUAACGUAUUAGUAAUUAGCGGAAUAUGAAAUACAUAACGUUAAAAAUAGCUCAAGUUUAUGAAAAUAACAAUGUUUCAACUAAUAUGCAUAUUAUCCCAUAUAUAGGCCUAUAAAUAAAUAAAUAUAUAUGUGUGUGUGUGGGUUUAUACCAAGCUUUUUUUUUAAUCUUACAAGAACGUUUGUAAAAACGUCUUUUUCUGUAUGUGAAUGUAGAUCAAUCAUCGGCAAAGUGUUGACGCUUGUCAUGACUAUAAAGGAAAUAUCAUUGAUAAUUUAAACCUAUUCUUAAACAGUUCUUGGCCCUUUAUGAAAACAUUCGUAUAAUUAUUUGAACAUUCAGGGAGUUCGUUGAUGUACUCUGUAUAUUUUAAAAUGUUUGUAAAUGUAAAAUUUCGUAAAAAUAGAGGAGCAACAGCAAUGGCAAUAUAGGAAGACAAAGCCAUAUUCUUCUCUUUGUUGUCCAACAAUCACGUGACUUUGGUUAAAGUAGGUCAGAAAUAAGGAACUACCUCAUUGAAACCCUUGUAGUCUGACUUUUAGUUUUUGAACAUCUAACUUUGGAAACAAAAUUAAACCCAAAGACGGAACAAUUUUUGUCUAAAUUAAAACCAAGGUGUUUUUUUUGGGUGAAAAUUUAUUUAAGCUUAGUUUUGCUAUUGCUUAUAAGAUACAGUUAUUUAGUAGGCAAAGGUGAAGGCCAGUUUUGCUGAAAGUGUUUUUGAAGUAUGACAAUGGGAUUGUAAUCAUAAUUAUAUAGCACUUGUUGUUGGAUGUCAUUACAGUGUUGAAUGCAUUCAUUGAAAAGCAAUACAAAAUGUUGGUUGUUAUGAAA
This is a messenger RNA of Biomphalaria glabrata, 9967 nucleotides long. Its product is annotated as glucosidase 2 subunit beta-like. Gene Ontology annotation, cellular component: glucosidase II complex. Gene Ontology annotation, molecular function: protein binding. The transcript is spliced from 6 exons. The record is from RefSeq and is a predicted model, not a curated record. Gene Ontology annotation, biological process: N-glycan processing. NCBI's taxonomy places the organism in Eukaryota, Metazoa, Mollusca, Gastropoda, Planorbidae. Bases 2207 to 3502 code for a protein of 431 amino acids.